GUAGCGCACCAACGCAGGUUAUUCCCGCUCGAUUGCCCUUUUGCUAUAUAUAUAUGUAUAUGUAUAUGUAUAUGUAUAUGCGUAAGACCUACAUUAGAGAAGAGACACUGCUAGCAAACCGCAUCUAAUUUUUUCUUCUUUCUUCUUGUUGACGGGACCGUAAGAGUUUACAAGGGUUUGGUAUUAAUAUUGGGUGCUCGUGCUACAAAAGAGAGAGAGCGAGCGAGAAAGAGAGGGCCGCGCGGCGAUAACCCAAUAAUUCGUUCGGCCGAUAAGUCCAUCUCUGCUUAUAAAACCACCCGCAGCCGCCGCAAUGGAUGCCGUGCGUCAUGGACUCGACCGUGGCUCGGUUCUCCGAGUGCCAGAGCCAGAACUGGAGCCAGAGCUGGAGCUAGAGCUUACGUACAGCCACGCGGAGCCCUCUUCCGCCCACAGAUGGUUCCGUGUUGUCGUCCAGGACAUAUCGCCGCUUGGGACGAGCCAUCGGGGACCAAGAGUGGUAGAACUCGCGCAAAAGUGGUGCGACCAUCGAGAUCGAGGUUGUCCGCACGACUGCGACUCGAAAAAAAGCUUAUGUGAUAGAUGCGAGAGAAACGAAUGUAGUGCAUUUCACGGUUAAAAAUGCCUAUGGUCUAUGCUUUUUGGUUUGUUUGUAUUUUUGGAAUGGAAACGGAGGAAACGGAGGAAACGGAGGAAACAAACAGAUCUAGAGCGGGGAGUUCUUGAUGGGUUGGUUGGACGGGCAUCUAUAAUAUUACCUCUUCUCAACUGUUUAUUCACGUUGAACGUUGGGGGAAUAAUAUGUAUGUGUAAAGGAAGCAGUGGCUUGGAGUGUGCGUGUUUUAUUUUUAUUUUUAUUUUUAU
This is a messenger RNA of Daldinia decipiens, 864 nucleotides long. RefSeq lists its product as uncharacterized. The transcript is spliced from 2 exons. The coding region runs from base 314 to 619 and encodes 101 amino acids. The record is from RefSeq and is a predicted model, not a curated record. NCBI's taxonomy places the organism in Eukaryota, Fungi, Ascomycota, Sordariomycetes, Xylariales, Hypoxylaceae.